Arabidopsis arenosa is the source of this 1753-nucleotide messenger RNA. Lineage: Eukaryota; Viridiplantae; Streptophyta; Magnoliopsida; Brassicales; Brassicaceae. The record is from the annotation of a GenBank genome assembly.
AAUUUCUGAUCUUUGUGGAGAACAAAUUGUUCAAUCUUUUUGAUUGAUGUGAGACAAAUGGGUUGUUUACAUUCCAAAACAGCUAAUCUACCUUCUUCUGAUGAUCCAUCAGCUCCAAACAAACCAGAAUCAGUAAAUGGGGACCAAGUGGAUCAAGAAAUCCAAAAUUUCAAAGAAUUUGAACUAAAUGAGUUGAGGAAAGCAACAAAUGGGUUUAGUCCUAGCUGCAUUGUCUCUGAAGGUGGAGAGAAAGCUCCUAAUGUGGUUUACAGAGGGAAGCUUGAAGGGAAUCAUCUUGUAGCUAUCAAGCGAUUCUCUAGGCAAUCUUGGCCUGAUGCUCAACAGUUUGUGGUGGAAGCAACUGGUGUUGGGAAGCUUAGAAACAAGAGAAUAGUCAGUUUGAUUGGUUGUUGCGCUGAGGGAGAUGAGAGAUUGUUGGUAGCAGAGUAUAUGCCAAAUGAUACUCUCUCAAAGCAUCUCUUUCACUGGGAAAAGCAGCCACUUCCAUGGGAUAUGCGUGUUCGAAUUGCAGACUUUAUUGCACAAGCACUUGAUUACUGCAAUAUCGAGAACCGAAAAAUCUAUCAUGACCUAAAUGCAUACAGAAUCCUCUUCGACGAGGAAGGUGAUCCUCGUCUAUCUACUUUUGGUCUUAUGAAGAAUAGUAGAGAUGGAAAAAGCUACAGUACCAACUUAGCUUAUACUCCACCUGAGUUUUUACGGACAGGUAGAGUCAUUCCUGAAAGUGUGAUCUUCAGUUAUGGAACUAUUCUUUUAGAUCUUUUAAGCGGCAAACACAUUCCACCUAGCCAUGCUCUUGAUAUCAUAAGAGGGAAAAAUGCAUUGCUUCUUAUGGAUUCAUCUCUUGAAGGGCAAUAUGCGAAUGAAGAUGCGACUAAAUUAGUUGAGCUUGCUUCAAAAUGCCUUCAAUCAGAGGCAAAGGAUCGACCAGAUACCAAAUUUCUUCUCUCUGCAGUAGCACCACUACAAAAGCAAGAAGAGGUUGCUUCUCAUGUCUUAAUGGGCUUACCAAAGAACACAGUAAUAUUACCAACUAUGCUUUCUCCUCUUGGAAAGGCCUGUGCAAAGAUGGACCUUGCGACAUUUCACGACAUUUUGCUUAAAACCGGUUACAGAGAUGAGGAAGGUGCAGAAAAUGAGCUUUCAUUUCAAGAAUGGACACAACAAGUGCAGGAGAUGCUUAACACAAAAAAGUUCGGGGACAUUGCGUUCCGAGACAAGGAUUUCAAGAACUCAAUUGAAUACUACUCAAAGUUGGUGGGGAUGAUGCCGGUUCCUUCUGCAACAGUUUUCGCUAGAAGGGCUUUCUCCUACUUAAUGACAGACCAACAGGAGCUUGCACUGAGAGAUGCAAUGCAGGCACAGGUGUGCAUACCGGAAUGGCCAACAGCUUUUUACUUGCAGGCUUUAGCGCUCUCAAAGCUCGGAAUGGAGACGGAUGCUCAAGAUAUGCUCAAUGAUGGCGCAGCAUAUGAUGCUAAGCGACAGAAUAGCUGGCGCUGCUAAGCUAUAAGAGGAAGUCCCAAAUAUUUAUGGGUCUUUUCAGACUGUAACUGAAAGGUGUGUAUGCAUGUAAGAGAGAGAUUGAAUGUGUUGUUUACUUUUGUGAAAUGAGAGCUUUUUUUGCAUGAAUCUUUAUGAAAAGUCAAAUCUUUUUGGGAAAGAGAGAAUAAGACUGCAAAUAACUAAUUUGAUUCCUUCUUCCUUAUGGUAAUACAAAAAGAUUGAAAAU